Molecule: messenger RNA, 909 nt
Organism: Plasmodium vivax (malaria parasite P. vivax)
Lineage: Eukaryota; Apicomplexa; Aconoidasida; Haemosporida; Plasmodiidae
Product: variable surface protein Vir26, putative
Exons: 3
Coding region: 1-909 (302 amino acids)
Source: RefSeq, a predicted model, not a curated record
AUGRCUAYUARUGRUAAAGAUUUUWCUGUAGAUAAAAUUAAACAAGARUAUAAAUUUAUAGAUGKUUCGAAUUUUUACAAAAUUUAUAAUGAAUUUAAUUGGCCGUGUAUAAAUGAUAUAUAUACUGAUUUUGGUGCAUCCUGUCUUCCGGGUGAUUCAGAUGAUUGGACAGAAUUCUCUGAAGUUAAUGAACUCCUAAGUAAUCUUUAUAGCAAUUUAUAUAGGGUAUAUUAUACAAUAGCAAAACGUGGUAAUGACUACUUUGAAAARAACCUAGAAGAAGUAAAAACAAUGGGGUGUACCUACUUGAAAUAUUGGUUAUAUGAUCAAAUAACUUCGAAGAAGUUUGAUGAAUCACAAAUUACAAAGUUCUUCGAUGGAAUCUAUAAUCAUAUAAAAAAUCACAUUCACAGCUUCAAAGUGGAUUAUUGUAAUUUUAGUAGGUUAUCAUUAGAUGAAAUAAAAAGUAUAAAAAAGUUAUAUGCCUUUAAUGCUAUUAUUUAUACUGGUUAUAACAUUUCUGAUGCUUGCAAUAAUAAUAGUUGUAAUUAUGACUAUUUUGAAGAAGCACUAAUCGAAUUUAUUAAUAGUAUUAAAAAAUGUUCCAGUGAUUCUUCUAAUAUGGGGUAUUGUAAUGAAUUUAACGAAUUUCUAAGUGUAUGCAAUGAUGAAAACACAUAUUCAGGAAUCACAAUAAAAAAUGAUUAUAAGGRAUAUAGUACUGAUCCCAGUAACAAAUACUUAUCUUUUAGACCCUUUGGAAGAACUUUACGUAAAAGAAAAGGGGAAAAUAUAGUGAAUAUUGACGAAGCAGCACAUAAUUCAUUAUUGUAUACAACGGAUACUGAACAAUUACCAUUACAAAACAGGGAAUAUAAAGUGGCGUAUCAUACAUUUAGUGAUACGUAA